Penicillium waksmanii is the source of this 1290-nucleotide messenger RNA. RefSeq lists its product as uncharacterized. Bases 1 to 1290 code for a protein of 429 amino acids. Gene Ontology annotation, biological process: transmembrane transport. Gene Ontology annotation, cellular component: fungal-type vacuole membrane. Lineage: Eukaryota; Fungi; Ascomycota; Eurotiomycetes; Eurotiales; Aspergillaceae. The transcript is spliced from 4 exons. The record is from RefSeq and is a predicted model, not a curated record. Gene Ontology annotation, molecular function: transmembrane transporter activity.
AUGGAGCAAAUCGAAGUGUCCCCCGAUGGCAGCACUGCUGACCUACACGAAGCCAACCUUCCACCAGUGGAUCGGGGCCGCGGCGCAUGGGGUUUCCUUGCAGCAUGUUUCAUGAUUGAAGCUUUAAUCUGGGGAUUCACAUUUUCCUACGGAAUUUUCCAGGAUUAUUAUAGCACUCAUGAGCCUUUCAAGAGCUCUGGAGACAUUGCUGUGGUUGGAACUUGUGCGAUGGGUAUUUCCUACAUGCUCUUGCCCCUCGCCUUCAUUAUGAUUCAGGGUCUUCCCCGCUUCAAGCUGUGGGCUGCCCCAGUGGGCUUUCUGAUUAUGUGUCUCGCGCUCGCAAUGAGCUCUUUCGCUAAGACGACAACCCAUCUCAUUGUCUCCCAAGGUGUCGCGUACGGAAUUGGCUCAAGUUUGGCGUAUGCACCGACCAUUGUCUUCAUGGAUGACUGGUUUGUGCAAAGGAAGGGACUUGCCUUUGGCAUUAUGUGGGCUGGAACCGGGGUAUCAGGCGUUAUUCUUCCAAUUGUCUUGCAGUGGCUACUGGAUAGCUUUGGCCAUCAGACAGCUCUUCGGGCCUGGUCUAUCAUUCUCCUCGUUAUGGGCGGUCCACUUCUCUUCUUUGUUCGACCUCGACUCCCCAUUUCCCGCACCUCGCGAUCUCGACCACUAGAUUUCCGCUUCUUGUGGAACUCAACAUUCGUGAUUUACGAGACUGGAAACAUUCUCGAAGCCAUGGGCUACUUCCUCCCGACUAUCUAUCUUCCCACCUAUGCCCGCACCGUCGGGGCAAGCGGCCUCCAAGCAACCUUGACGGUCAUCUUAUUCAACCUUGCAUCUGUCUUCGGCUGUAUCGCCAUGGGAUCAAUGGUAGAUCGAUUCCACGCUACGACGUGCAUUCUCGCCUCCACCGUCGGAAGUACCAUUGCCGUAUUCUUGAUAUGGGGAUUCGCCGAUUCUCUUCCUCCGCUGUACAUAUUCUGCAUCUUCUACGGCCUGUUUGCCGGGUGCUUUACCUCCACCUGGCCCGCCAUCGUCAAUGAAGUUCGAAAGAAGAGUGCGUAUACCGAUCCUAGUAUUGUCUUCGGAUUCUUGUCCACUGGUCGGGGAAUUGGAAACGUCAUCAGCGGUCCCCUUAGCGAAGCAUUGCUGAAGAACGACGCAUGGAAGGGAGCAGCUGCGAAGGCAUAUGGAUCUGGCUAUGGUCCUUUGAUUGUUUUCACGGGAAUUUCUGCACUGCUUGGUGGCUUUGGUGUGGUGAUGAGGUCCUCUAAGAUUUCAUCAUUAUGA